CCCCGGCACGGCCGCCGUGCGGGGAGCCCUUCCCGCGCGCCGUCCCGGUCUCCCGGAGCGCUUCCUGCGCAGGCGCGCCGGGCGCUGGCCGGCGCACUGCGGUCCGUGCGGCCGCCGCUGUGGGCAGCUGCUGCCGCGACCCGCUGCUGCCGUGACCGGGAGAGCGCCCGGGGCGGCUCCGCCCGCGCAGAGCUUCGCUGGGAGGCUCGAGGCUGAGCCCGGCGCACCCGCGGCGUGGCGCAGGGCUGGGCCCGGCAGCGGCACAGAAUUUUUUUUUUGUGAAGAAAUGGCCUCCAGCAUUGGGAAUGAAAAGAGUGUGAAUCCUGUGCUCAGAAUAAGUCAACUUGAUGCUCUUGAACUAAACAAAGCCCUGGAACAACUAGUGUGGUCCCAGUUUACCAGCUGUUUUCAUGGAUUUAAACCAGGGGUAUUGGCUCAUUUUGAACCAGAAGUAAAAGCAUUUUUAGGUCUUAUAUUAUGGAAAUUCACUAUCUAUUCCAAGAACGCAACUGUGGGACAGGCUAUUCUCGAUAUUCAGUACAAGAAUAACUUAUCUCAGACAGAGAAAUACCAGCCACUGAGCAAACACCAGAAGUUAUGGUAUCUGAUUUUCACUGUUGGUGGAAGAUGGUUGGAAGAAAGAUGUUAUGAUUUAUUUAGCAAUCGUCAACAGCAAUCUUUCUGCAAAAUUAAGAGCUAUAUUAGUUUUGGAUCUGGACUUCUUAAGCUUUGUGGACUUCUAAAUUUUAUGAUUUUUCUUCGGAAAGGAACAUUUGCAACACUUACAGAACGCAUUCUAGGAAUUAGGUCAGUUUUUUGUAAGCCACAAAGUGUUCGUCAGAUAGGGUUUGAGUACAUGAACAGGGAGCUCUUAUGGCAUGGCUUUGCUGAAUUUUUGAUAUAUCUGCUACCAUUCAUUAAUGUACAGAAACUGAAACUUAAAAUUUCGUCUUGGUGCUUGCCCAUCACAGGUCUUUCCAAUAAUGAAAACACAUUAGCGGCUCACUGCAGGGAAUGUUCACUGUGUGGGGAAUGGCCUACCAUGCCACAUACCAUAGGCUGUCCACAUGUUUUUUGUUACUACUGUAUUAAAAGUAACUUUUUAUUUAAUAUGUAUUUUACAUGUCCUAAAUGUGGCUCAGAGGUACACAGUCUUCAGCCAUUGAAGUAUAAAAUUGAAAUGACAGAAUUGCAUGUCUGAUAUGAGGUUGAUUUAGAUUUAUACUUUACAUGAUAUAUAUUGAAGAGAUUAAUGGAAAAAUUCAGAAAUUAUUGAAAGCAAACUGCUGAAAGAUGGUUUUGGAGACUCUGGAAUUUAUUGUAACAUGUAUUUUUACUAGUGUUAGGAUUUUAUUGAGUAGCAGUGCCAUAAUGCCUUACCCAACUGGGCAGGUUAGGGAAACGUAGUUGGAUUUGCUCUUCGUGGAGCGUGGGAGAAACAACAUUAUCAGAAGGUUCAAUAAGAACUGUUACUUGCAAACUUCAGAACAUUCCAAUUGAAGAAGGCACUUGGCAAACAGACAGUGCCGUUACCAACUUAGCUAGUAGAUGGAUUUAGUGGGAAAGUUGUCAUUUUUGUGCCUAAAGAAUAAUUUUAAAUUUCAAUUCCCAGUAUGAUGCUACACUAAAGAAAAAAAAAAAACCAAAGGUAUAAAGAUGGCUUGAGGAAAACUGUGCACUUUCUAGCCCUUCAUGAGAUGACAAUUUUCUCUGGCAACUAUGUCUUUGAGUUUUAAUUGCACAUAUAUUAUCUUCUAUCUCUUCCCUUAGCUGAGGGAUGAAACCCAUCAUCCAUUGGUAUGUGGCAGACCCACAUUCUUCUGAGUUAGCACCACUGAAGUAAACUCUGUACUCAUAAGAUGCUGUCUGUAGGAAUUGCCACUCAUGUUUUUUGGUGUGGUCUAGGUGGGUGCCAAAUCUCAGAGUUCACUUCCACACAGAAAAAUAUCACAGUUAUGUGCAUAAUAAAAUAAGUAAUUUCCUGCAUUUUGCUUUCAUAUUUGCUUUCCUAGUUAGCUUUGCAAUGUUUUAAUUGUUCUAACACUUCAUCCAUUUACUUUUCAACCUGGUUUUAUAAGAUUAUUUUCUUUUUAAUUGCAAUCUUUUUUAACAGGAAGUCUUAUCCAGAAGAGUCUUAUUAACACAAAAAUACAUUACGUCCUCUUUUGAAUCUUAAAUUGUCAAAAAAUAUAUACAAUUAAAUUAAAUAAAUAGCUUAUGGUGACUCUGUUCUUGAUUUGCAGUCAUCAACAGUCAGUCCCAAAUAUAGCAGGGUAACUGCUGAUUGAGUAAUUUUGAUCUACUUUUAUGAAAUGGUUUAUUACAUUCUUCAUUCUACAUUCUGAUUAAAGCAACCCACUAGCCUAUUUGCUUGAAGAUCUUAAAUUCUAAGUUUUGAUCUUUACAGUAACACAUAGUGCUUUCAUCUGAUGUAAUUAGAUAUAGUUAGCGGGUGGGCAGCCCAAAACUUCAUUAAUUCUGCUACUGUUGUGUGAAUCAACAGAGACUUCAGAGCAAGUGCUUUCAGAUACUGUGCUGCAAUAUUAUUUGCUGUCAAAUGUGUGUAUUAGAGGCCAGCCAUAUUUCUGUUAUUUGCUGUUGCUAUUAGAAGCAGCAGGUGCAAACCAGCUUUUAUUAGAGUAACCUGUUUUUAUUAGAGUAUGAAAACUGGCAAGUCAUUUGAAGAGCAUCCUGAAGUUACUUCUUGAUCCUUAAAGAAUUUUGUAUGAAUUGUCCUUCCAUGUCACUUAAUAUCUUUUCCCAAAGAAAUGUAUUAGCAGCCCUGACUUCAAAGUGAUCUAAUGUCUCCAGAAACACCAUCAGCAUUUUUGCUACAUCGGUCUUUAACUAUGUUUAUUAAAACUUGUAUGCAUCCAAAAUCCAGUGUUUGUAGCUUACUUGCUGUGGACUCUUCAUUUAUUCUGAAGUCUCAGAGGAAUAUUUUAUCAAAAGAGCAUGGAUUCUCUGUACAGGCCUCUGCUAGGUGUCAUGUCCUUCUUAUGUAGGAGUCAGCUUCUUUCCUAUUUAGAAAUGUUUCAUUUUCCUGAAUAUUAAAGAAUGUUUUCUUCCUUUUUCAUUCCACCUCCCUCUGUCCUGUUAGAUGUGCAUAAGCUGUAUGAAUUUCCUGGGGUUUAUUUUGUCUCUUGCAGCUUCAUGCAGGCAAAGUUUGUAUUUGUUACACUAUCAAUACAAAACCUAUUUCAAGCAGUUGUUGUACAGCUGUUUUCUGCUGUCUCUGCUAUAUCACACUUUACUGUUGGGGUUUUUUUCUGGAACUAAACUUUUAAUACAUAAUUUAUGCUGACUUACCUAUAGGAAAGCAUUGGCCUACCUCUGUAGCACCUCCUCAUCACUGUGUUGGGUUGUAGCCCAUAGCAUUAACAAAGUUAGUAAAGUCUGUGUCUUGUGGCAUAAACAGUUUUUGUUGCCCAAAGAUGCUGGAUCUUAAGGUGAGGGUUUAGUUGUUUUAUUUUCCAUGCAAGUAAGCAGGUACCAAGCAUCUCACAGAAGUAGGUGGUUUGUGAAAAAAUGGUUGUUUAUAUCAGAUACAGCUUUUUUUUAUCUCCCAUAUGGUAAAAUCUUUGCUCAGUUGUAGUCACAGCUGAGAUGAAUGAGAGCAGGAUUCCUACUUGAAUAUUGAAAAAAAUCCUUGCUAUCAGCUUUCCUUUUUAGUACUUCAGAAUCAAUAGUCAGGAUUUUCCUGAAACACUUUAAAAUUAAAUAUAUACUUUUAAAAAUAUUUUAAUUCUGUUUUGUUGUGUCUUGUGAUAUAUAAGCUGCAGAAGAGUCUUAGUUGAAGAUAUUACAGGAA
Molecule: messenger RNA, 3811 nt
Organism: Oenanthe melanoleuca
Lineage: Eukaryota; Metazoa; Chordata; Aves; Passeriformes; Muscicapidae
Gene: PEX2
Product: peroxisomal biogenesis factor 2
Exons: 2
Coding region: 287-1201 (304 amino acids)
Biological process (GO): protein import into peroxisome matrix
Cellular component (GO): peroxisomal membrane
Molecular function (GO): zinc ion binding
Source: RefSeq, a predicted model, not a curated record